Scylla paramamosain (green mud crab) is the source of this 3186-nucleotide messenger RNA. RefSeq names its product carbonic anhydrase-related protein 10-like. The coding region runs from base 1936 to 2922 and encodes 328 amino acids. The transcript has 13 exons. Gene Ontology annotation, molecular function: zinc ion binding; carbonate dehydratase activity. Lineage: Eukaryota; Metazoa; Arthropoda; Malacostraca; Decapoda; Portunidae. The record is from RefSeq and is a predicted model, not a curated record.
UUUUAGGUCAGGCCAGAGGGCGUCCCUCCCCCGGGCGGGAAGCAACACAGACAACGCAAUCACAGACUUUUCCUCGUUCUUUUUUUCCUCCAUUGACUUGUUAUUCCGGGUCACACAUGACUGUCUCCCCACCAUGACCCAUCAAUCGAGGCUGAGGUGAAUGAUGGAUUCCAACGAUGCUACAGCUUUUCUGACGUUACUGUGUCUUGCUGUUCAAUAAAAUGACCGCUCAACUGCGCGUCCCUCUCUGCAAGUCGGCUAUGGCCAUCCAGCAGGGAAGGAAAUAGAGGGAUGAAAGGAAACAGACUCGAACACGGAGUGGACGCGACCGUGAGGGAAGGAGGACAAGGACGACGACGGGUGGACGGCUCUGUUGGUUCAAAUUGUUGCAAAUCCCUGUGAGAAUAGUCUGAAUGUGUGUGUGUGUGUGUGUGUGUGUGUGUCUGUGUGUGUGUGUGUGAGAGAGAAAGAGCCAGGGCACCGAGUUGAGUGUUCUAUAUAAGCUGCCGACUUCUCCGCCACGAGUCAGUGUUCGGCCGACCAGCAAGGAGGGAGGAUUGCGGGUGCGCGGGGUAGCGGUCGCGCUGCCACGGCUCUGCUAGGGGUGACCUCUGCCAGGAAGUUUGGAUAAUUAAUCUACGUGUCUUGAGAGAAAACGUCAAACUUUUUUCCAACUUUUAUUUGAACUCAAACCAGAAAAUGCAGGAACUUCAGCCAAAGACUGAGAAAACAUUGUAGUAAUGAAAGAGGAGUGUGUGGGAGACUUAGGAGUGCAUCGCCCCGGCUGAGCAACGCAAAUCCCCGCCGCUCAUCACUCAGUCAAGAGCAGCUGCAGGUGAAAUGCGGGUAAACUGAAAACCAUCGGAGUAGAGGCUAUCAGUGGCUGCGUGACUGCUAAUGGACUGGUGGAGUUAAGCAUCCUCAGGUUCAAGGAGUCAGACAGGCGACUUCUUGCAAUGGUAGUUGAGGACCAUAGCUCGAGUCCCGUGUACAAUGCUGCCUCGUGAAGUCAAGAGGGUCAUCUAGUCUUCAAGGGCCACAUCACUGCUCGCCGCAGGAUGGGAUAAUGGGGAAAAGGAAAGCUCUCCCUGCCUCACUAGAUAUGUAGAUGUAGUAACACACUAGUACGUCCUGCUGAAGAUCCCUGAGGUGCAAUGUAAUGUACAGUGACUUCCCGCACGAGACGAGUAGUAGUGAUGCUUUGACCCGCUUCUCUCCUCCCUGCAUGGCGACUCCAACAAGGGCGAUGCACCACAUUGGUCUCAACGACACAACGACGACAUCUGGCGGCAGUGGAAAAACUAACACGCCCACAAAAAAAAGUAAAUAAAUAAAUAAACAAAUAAACAAGAAAAGACAAAACGAAACGCAGCAAAACAAACCAGGGCCUAAAAAAGAAGGAUGAGAAACUGCUGAGUGACGGUCGGUGAAACUUUCCCGACAGGACGAGAGAAAAAAUGUAAAAAAGAGCGGGAAUUUACAGCAUCCAGUGCAUUAAGUUUGCAAAAGAAAUGCAAGAAAAAUCCAAAUAAGAGUGUAACAGAGAAAAAUACCUUGACAACUACCAGGAAGAAAAAGGAGACGGAAAAGAAUUAAAUAAAAAAAUAAAAAAAACGAGGCCAAAAAGAACUCCCCAAAAGAAAGGGCACAUAACAAAACUGAAAAAGAAGCGUCACAGAAACGAGCGACAUUGAAACAAUUUUACCAGACAAUAAUACAAUUUGAGACUGUGCUUACGGACGAGGCAGUGACAGUGACUCACAGUGAGACGGGCUGGGAGGGAACAAAGGUGGACUAGUGAGCGAGCGAGCGAAUGAGUGAGUGGAUGCGUGGGUGAGUGCCAGGACGCGAUGAGUGAAGGGCCUCGAGGGUUGCUGUUUCCAGAGGUGAGCUGAGUGCCAACCUGACGCCCUACACACGGGUGGGUGCCUAAAGAUGGCUCUCUUCACGGAGCUGCUCGCCUGCGUCAUCCUCGUCUUCCCGUCCCUCCCGCACGCCUCCCUGCAGUCCGAUGUGGCCGUCAACCUGGGCUGGAACUGGGAGAUGUGGUGGACCUAUGAUGGUAUAUCAGGUCCUGAGUUUUGGGGUGUGAUCAACCCGGCGUGGGCGAUGUGCUCGGAGGGGCGGCGCCAGUCCCCGAUCAACCUGGACCCGCGCACCCUCCUGCAUGACCCUAACCUGACGCCUCUCUCCUUCGACAAGACACAGGUCCAGGGCAGCCUCGUCAACACAGGUCACAGUCUGGAGUGGAGAGUCAAGCCGUCGUCCGGGCCACGGGUCAAUCUGUCAGGAGGACCUCUCUCCUAUACCUACUCGGUCAGCCACCUGCGCCUUCACUUCGGCGAGCGGGACCUGCAGGGCUCGGAGCACACCAUUGCCAACUACGCCUUUCCCGCCGAGCUGCAGAUCUACGGCUACAACGCCCAGCUGUACCGCAACUUUACCCAGGCGGCCACUCAAGUCUACGGCGUGGUGGCUCUUGCUGUCUUCGUGCAGGUGGGAGAGACCUCUUCACCUGCGCUGGCCAGCCUUCUGCAGGGGCUUUCCACAGUCCACUUCGGCGGAUCGUCCUCUCCGACACACGAGCUACGGCUGAGCGACCUGCUGCCCACCACCGACCAAUAUCUCACCUACGACGGCUCCCUCACCGUCCCUGGUUGCUACGAGACGGUCACCUGGAUCAUCCCUAACAAGCCUCUCUACAUAGCCUUCACCCAGAUGCGCAGCUUACGCAGACUCAAGCAGGGGGCCUCACACUUCCGAAGAAACGCCCCUGUAGCGAACAACUUCAGGCCCCUGCAGUCCGCGCACCACCGCACCGUCCGUACAAAUAUCGACUUUUCAUCAGACCAACAGGGCAAGAAGUGUUCGGUAUCGGAGCCCAAGUUCCACUACAAAGCUAAUGACUGGCUACACUCCUGACCUUGAUCCAGCUGGGGCCGGCGUGGCGCGGCUCAUCCACCAUCCCUUGUUUAUAUGUAAAUAAGAAGUUGGCCUCCCGACGACAACAUACAUUGCCGGCAUGAAGUUUUCCAGACUAGCCCUUUUAGAGACCCUUACUUAAUGUAGCUUGCUCCUCUGCGUAGUUCAACAUACGACCCGUAGGUAAAGUUUUUUUGUAAUACAGCAUUGAAGAGUGUGUAAACUACAAAAUAGGAUAAAAAUAAUUCAUCUUUAUUGAAUGAC